AUGGCCCUAGAUAACUCAAUCAUCGCGACUGCGAUUCCACGUAUAACCGAUGAAUUCAACAGUUUGAACGACGUGGGUUGGUACGGAAGCGCGUAUCUCCUGACGACGGCUUCCUUCAUGCUGCUCUUCGGCAAGCUGUUCACCUUCUUCAGCAUCAAAUGGUUUUAUCUCCUGGCCAUCGCCCUCUUCGAGCUCGGUAGUCUUAUAUGUGGCACCGCUCCCAGCAGUAUUGCGCUGAUUGUUGGUCGCGCUAUUGCUGGUAUUGGGGGAGCUGGCAUCUAUGUCGGAUCGCUUAUUAUUCUUACCUACAGCGUGCCGUUGGAGAAGCGCCCGAUCUACACGAGUUUUGUCAGUAGCAUGUGGGGGAUCUCCAAUGUCGCUGGGCCUCUCCUCGGUGCGUAUAACCAGAUGCAAAUGAUCUUUGCUGACAAGACGAAGGGUGCUGUCACUGUUCUGGUGAUCCUCAUCUUCUUCCCCGAUCCUGUCCGAAAAGUGACAAAGGAAGGCUGGCGCACGCGCUUGAUUCAAAUGGAUCCCAUCGGCAACCUUCUCUUCAUGCCAGCCAUCAUCUGUCUCCUACUUGCCUUGCACUGGGGCGGCGUCACGUACUCCUGGAACUCAUCACGAAUCAUUGCCCUUCUGUUCAUCUUCGGGACGGCAAUGACAUCUUUCAUCUACAUCCAGUAUCGCAAUCAAGACAACGCCACGGUUCCUCCUCGCAUCUUUCGGAAACGCAGCGUCUGGUCUUCGGCUUUCUAUGCAUUCAACCUAGGUGCUGCUUUUCUUCUAUCCGUUUACUUCCUACCCAUCUGGUUCCAGUCGGUCAAAGGCGCUUCUGCAGUCAACUCCGGCGUCAUGAAUCUUCCCAUGCUUGGUGGCGUCGUUAUCUUCUCCUUGGUCGCUGGAGCUCUUGUCACUCUAUGGGGCUACUACACCCCGUGGAUGAUACUCGGCUCAAUGCUCAUGGCUAUCGGCUAUGGUUUGAUCUCAACAUUUAAGCCAGAUACUCCUGCAGGCCUGUGGAUCGGCUUUCAAAUCAUCGCAGGUACCGGCGUGGGCUUCGGCAUGCAGCAGCCCCUGAUGGCGGUCCAGGUUGUCCUCGAUGCGGCCGAUGUACCAACCGGAACUGCGAUCAUCAUCUUCUCACAGACGAUCGGCGGUGCUAUUUUCGUCGCUAUCGGUCAGAUGGCAUUUACCAACAAGCUCGUCGACAGUGUUCGAGAAUACGUUCCAGGCAUUGACCCGGCUACGGUUAUCGCCUCAGGAGUGACGGCUGUACGGGAGAAUCUUACCCCAGAGCUUCUACAUGGGAUAGCCUACGCUUACAGUGAUGCACUGGCACAGGCGUUUCUCGUUAGUGCCGUGACGGCGUCAGUUACCAUAGUGGGAGCAUUGUUCGUGGAGUGGAAAAGUGUGAAGGGCAAGGAUGUACGAGCAAGCAUCGCAUGA
Molecule: messenger RNA, 1449 nt
Organism: Colletotrichum chrysophilum
Lineage: Eukaryota; Fungi; Ascomycota; Sordariomycetes; Glomerellales; Glomerellaceae
Exons: 3
Coding region: 1-1449 (482 amino acids)
Biological process (GO): transmembrane transport
Molecular function (GO): transmembrane transporter activity
Source: RefSeq, a predicted model, not a curated record